This is a messenger RNA of Anolis sagrei ordinatus, 894 nucleotides long. The record is from RefSeq and is a predicted model, not a curated record. NCBI's taxonomy places the organism in Eukaryota, Metazoa, Chordata, Lepidosauria, Squamata, Anolidae.
GCCAUUGGUCUAUAUCGACUACACCAUGGAGCUCAUCCUCUUCGCAAUUCUUUUCGGCGCCGCAGUGGCUGCACCCCAAAGAGGCUAUGAAGACGAUGAUAAGAUCAUUGGGGGCUACGAAUGCCCGGCUCACUCCCAGCCUUGGCAAGUCUUCCUCACUUACGGGGCCGGCUACCGAUGGUGUGGCGCAUCCUUGAUCAAUGACCGUUGGAUCAUUUCGGCCGCUCAUUGCUACAAAAACCCUCGCACACUCGUUGCACACUUGGGUGAGCAUGACACCAACAGCGAGGAGGGCACUGAGCAGCACAUCCAGGUGGAGAAGGCCAUCCCGCACCCCCAGUACAACUCCCGCAACAUCGACAAUGACUUCAUGCUCAUCAAGUUGGCCCAACCAGUCAGCUUCAAUGCCUUUGUGCAACCCAUUGACAUUUCACCAACCUGCCCAAUCGCUGGCACCCAAUGCAUCGUCUCCGGAUGGGGCAAUCUGCAGACAGCAGGCGUUGAGUAUCCGGAUGCCUUGCAAUGCCUGGAUGUGCCCAUCCUAUCGGAGUCCACCUGUCAUGCCGCCUAUCCAGGACGCAUCACUUCGAACAUGUUCUGCGCCGGAUACACCGAAGGUGGCAAAGACUCCUGCCAGGGAGACUCCGGAGGACCGUUGGUGUGCAAUGGAAAACUGACCGGCGUGGUGUCCUGGGGCAUCGGAUGUGCCCAGAAAGGCUACCCCGGCGUGUACACUCCAGUGUGCAACUACAAAGCCUGGAUAGAGGAAGUGCUGGCCAACAACUGAGGUUAACAUCGUCGGGGUUUCAAGGCACCCCAUUUUCCCCAAGAGAAAGACCCAUUUCGCUGGAAAGAAACAAAGCUCUCAUUGAAAAUAAAGAAGGGGAAAGUGUA